Messenger RNA from Scophthalmus maximus (turbot), 4998 nucleotides. Its product is annotated as cadherin-6. Gene Ontology annotation, molecular function: cadherin binding; calcium ion binding. NCBI's taxonomy places the organism in Eukaryota, Metazoa, Chordata, Actinopteri, Pleuronectiformes, Scophthalmidae. Gene Ontology annotation, cellular component: catenin complex; adherens junction; plasma membrane. The record is from RefSeq and is a predicted model, not a curated record. The transcript is spliced from 12 exons. Gene Ontology annotation, biological process: cell morphogenesis; multicellular organism development; cell-cell junction assembly. Bases 316 to 2712 code for a protein of 798 amino acids.
CACCAUUGUGAUUUGGCCCCGGCAGGUAAACCAGAGUUAAAGCCGAAGUUGAGUUAAGCACGCGACUGUCACUCGAAGCGAAGUAGCUCACGGCUUUGUAUCAAAGUGCCUUCGAAGACCGUUUGCGCCUCGGUUUUCUUACCGCAGUAUACCUAUCUGUAUGAAGAAUGCUUGCCGCGUCCAUCACAUCUAUUUCAGCCCCUUGUUUCCUGAAGGACUAUGACCGGUGGCUGCGUCUGCCUAGUCGCGGUCGUCCAGCUGGGCAGGUAGACAAAACCUCCGUGACCUGCAGACCCUACACCUUCCUCCAGGGAAAUGAGGACUCUCUUGCUGGCCGCCACGUGGCUCUGCCUCGGCCCGUCCCUGGACGCAUUGUCUCUGGGUGGACGGAGGACGGAGGCGGCGGACGGAGGAGAGAAGCCGCUCCGACGAGUGAGGCGAGGCUGGAUGUGGAACCAGUUCUUCCUGCAGGAGGAGUACACGGGCAGUGACUAUCAGUACAUUGGCAAGCUCCAGUCAGACCAGGACCAUGGCAACGGCGUGGUCAAGUAUGUUCUGUCCGGCGAGGGGGCCGGCACCGUCUUCGUCAUCGAUGAGAACAACGGUGACCUGCACGCCACCCGCCGCCUGGACCGCGAGGAGAAGGCUUUUUAUAUCCUCAGGGCCACAGUGGUCAACAAGCGCACCGGUCAGAAGUUAGAGCCGGAGACCGAGUUCACCGUCAAACUCCACGACAUCAACGAUAAUGAGCCUCACUUCAGCAAAGAGGUGUACACCGGCAGCGUGCCGGAGCGGUCGGACAUCGGGACGUCUGUCAUCCAGGUGACAGCUACAGAUGCUGACGACGGCAUGUACGGGAACAGUGCCAAGCUGGUGUACAGCAUCAGCCAGGGACACCCGUACUUUUCCGUGGACCCCAACACAGGUGUGAUCCGGACGGCCUUGGGUCCCAGGGACAUGGACCGCGAACAGAGGGAGCACUACCAGGUGGUGAUCGAGGCCAAAGACAUGGCCGGCCAGAGAGGGGGGCUCACAGGAACCACAGUGGUUAACAUCACCCUCACUGAUGUCAACGACAACCCGCCACACUUCACUCAGAGUAUCUACCAGUUCAGAGUCCCGGAGUCGUCGAGGUCCGGCAGCCCGGUCGGGAGGAUUCGUGCCACCGACAGAGACACCGGGAAGAACGCUGAGAUGUAUUUCACCAUCGCCAGCGGAGACGGCAUGGACAUGUUCGAUAUCUCCACCGACAGGGUCACGCAGGAGGGAGUGAUCAGCGUCAGCAAGCCUCUGGACUUUGAGAAGAAGCCGUCGUACACGGUGGAGAUCCAGGUGCAGAACACCCAGUUGGACCCUCGCUUCAUGUCGAUGAGCUCCAAAAACAUGGCCACGGUCCGGAUCGGCGUGGAGGACGUGGACGAGCCGCCGCUGUUCGACAAGGCCAGCUAUCUGAUGGAGCUGAAGGAGGACGCCGAGGUUGGCGCGGCCGUGGGCUCAGUGAGCGCCGUGGACCCCGAUGGAGCUCGCAGCAUGGUCAAGUACUCCAUCGACCGGCGCACCGACAUGGACCGCCUGUUCAACGUGCACCCGGGGAACGGCUCCGUGUUCCUGCUCAGGCGGCUGGACAGAGAGGAGGCGGCCUGGCACAACAUCUCCAUCAUCGCCACGGAGUUCAAUAACCCCCGUCAGAGCAGCCACGCCCCCGUCUUCAUCCGCCUGCUGGACAUCAACGACAACGCUCCCGCCUUCGCCACCGUCUAUGAAACCUUCGUCUGUGAGAGAACCAAGGCUGGUCAGCGGAUCCAGACGGUGAGUGCCGUCGAUGCGGACGAGCCGUCAACAGGACACAAGUUUUUCUUCAGUCUGGCCCCGGAGAUGAUGCACCGCAGCAACUUCACUGUCCGGGACAAUGGAGAUAACACUGCCAGCAUCCUGACACGACGAGCCAGUUAUAGCCGCCUCCACCAGAGUGUCUACCUUGUUCCCGUGGUGAUCACUGACGGGGACUACCCCAUGCAGAGCAGCACCGGGACCCUCACUGUGAGAGUGUGCACCUGCGACCGCGAAGGCAACAUGGAGCUGUGUAAUCCGGAGGCGCUGAGCAGCUCGCCCGGCCUCAGCACCGGAGCGCUCAUCGCCAUCCUCCUGUGUGCCAUCAUCCUCCUCAUGAUCGUGGUCCUGUUCACCGCAUUGAGGCGCCAGAGGAAGAAGGAGCCGCUCAUCAUCUCCAAGGAGGACGUCCGCGACAACGUGGUGAGCUACAACGACGAGGGCGGCGGUGAGGAGGACACCCAAGCCUUCGACAUCGGAGCCCUGCGACACCCGGACGCCGCCGCCGCCCUGGAGGAGACUGCCAAACAGAGGCGUGACAUCAUCCCCACGGACACCCUGCUCUACCCGGCGCACCGCCGACCCGCCCCCGCCGCCGGCCUCAUCCUGCCGCCGGUCGGCGUGGCGUCACGGGGCAACGGGGACGUGCGCGAGUUCAUCAAUCAGAGAGUGCUGGAGAACGACUGCAACCCGACGGCGCCGCCGUACGACUCGCUGGCCACGUACGCCUACGAGGGAGCCGGCUCGGUGGCCGAGUCCCUGAGCUCCCUUGGCUCAGCCUCAUCUGAGGCCGAGCAGGACUACCACUACCUGAGUGACUGGGGGCCCAGGUUCAAGAAACUGGCUGACCUGUACGGUACCGAGGACAGCGACUUCUCCUAACAAAGACACCGCGGAGCCACACACUCGCUUACACACACACACACACACACACACACACACACACACACACACGCGCGCAGAAAACACUUCCACGUCGCACUACAAACUCAGUGUAAGAAAAGGUGAGAACUUUCAAAGACACAAUCAAACACAUGAAGAACCAACAGAUGUGCUGGCAGAUGUUCAUCCCAUGUGAUGGGACAAUCAGGCACGCCGCCCGACCUUUGACCUGCCUUCACUGGUCACGGAGCUCACCGAGUCCUUUUCAGCCGACUCCAGUUCUUAUUGUCUGUUUGUAAAUGGGCCGAGCGCAGCGUGGACCUCUUUAAAGACUCAUUUCAGGCCCCGAGCGGAGCCGAGAAUCAACGUCGGGGCUGUUGUGUGUUGGGAAUUAGACUUGGAGGGUUUUUGCUUUAAUCUCCCGGGGGUCACUGAAAAAGUGUCUUCCGCUCAAGGUGACCGAGCGGAGGGUGUGGAAGGCCGGUCGGCCAACGGGACUGGACCCCGAAGAGAGGUUUUCUUUUUUCUUUCUGACUAAGUGCCCUUUCUGCUGCCCUUCCAGCUGGACUGGACGCCUGGACGCUGGCUGACGCUGGAGGGGGGCCGUCCCCUUUUACACGAUUCCUUUUUGUGUUGUUCUUCUUCUUCUUUUUUUGCCGUCUUGUACAAAAAUGACCAUUCCAGAGGAACCGAUCUGACGGAUCCUCGCCGCUUGAAAGUCGCCUUCUUUCGGGACACAGAGUAAAAGACAAGCUCGUACGACUAAAUGCACUGAUUUCUUUACGCGGGUUUUUAAGGAUAAUCUUUUUUCUUUCUUUCUUUGUGCUGCACACAAGAGGACGAUGGACGCGAACGACAUGAUUUCUAGGUUUUUGAUUUACCGGUACAUGGUGUCAGAACUGUGGAUGAACAUGAGACGUAUUGGAAGUAAACCAAGUUUUGUGAAUCUUUUAGUUUUACCCGAGGGAUUUCCCCUCAAACUAAAUACAACUCCAGAUGUCAGACAGAUACUGAUGAAUGCUAAUCCAUGUCGGAAUAUGUUCAUUGGGAAUAUUCUUCUACAUGAAGGAUGCGGGGGAGCUGAUGCUUUUAUCUUGAAAAUUCAGAUGAGCGCUUCGGCGUGACUUCUCAAACUACCAGUGCUUUCUUUCUUACCUGGCCCUUGUCCCGUCCUUCCUUCAAGUUUCGCGGAAGUGCGUUUUUCAACCAACCAGUGGACGGGUGAAAUCCGAACCUCCGUCGUGGAGAUAAUUACAUGAAAAUGGGUCCGUGAACAUUUUGGGAAUUGGGCUCUUGGUCAAGAGCGACUACAAUUGAACAGAACCAUAUUAGUUUUUGACAGUGUAAACUGACUCUGGCAUUAGACUGUGUGGGCGGUGUUCAUGUGGAUGAAUAAUUCACAAAAAGGAACGCAGGAGGCGGCUCACAAGCAGAAGUUAAUCACUCACCUUUUCGCUUUGGUUCAAAGCAGAUUUCGCGAGACAGCGACAGACCUAAUUCAGAGCCUGCGUCACGUCUUCAAAGUAACCUUGUUUUCAGCCUCACAUCACUUCCCGCUCACUCGUGUUUCCCCCCCACCACGCUCGAACAUUGAGGAUGUGAUUCCAGUGUUUGUUCCCAUGGGCAUUCCGGCACGGAUUUCACUCGCCGUUUUUUUUGUUUGACACCAGAAAAAUGUUCUUUUUUUUCUUUCUUUUUUUUGGCUUCAUUCAGCCCACCCUCGUGUCUCAUUCAGACUCAUGGGGUUUUUUUGUAAUGUUGUCAUUUACCAACACGGGAAGGCAGUGAAUCCAUCAUUUGCUUUGUGGGACUAAUUUCCGAAGCAGAAGGUCAAAAUCAUGACAGUCAACCUCAGUGCCAUGUUAAAAAAAAAUUGAAAAAAAGAUGAUUUUCCCAGUGACGGAUGAAACAUGAACUUAUGAUCAUUUCAUUCCAUAGCAGGGGUUUGUAUUGUUGUUUGGACGUUCCAGUAAAAGCAGCGGCUUGUUCCAGUUGUGUUUUUCGUGACUGUGGUCUGCUCUGAAGGCUUGAUACAAAAAAAAAAAUGUCCACAUAUUUUUCUUUAUAUUGUAAUUCAUUCUUUUCUUUUUUUCGUACCAAAUAUUUAUAGGACAUGUUGAUCACAAUUCACGGAGGGGGGAACAAAAAAAAUCAAACCACCUCGGGCUUCACUGUUUUUUAAUGUUUUUGGGAGGUGUGAAAUUGCUGUAGGCAGUCAACCGUCUGUAUAUGAUGAUGUAUUAUCGGGUUGUUCGAUUUUAUCAAAAUAAACUUUUACAGUUAAAA